AUGAGUGAUUCUCAACUGUGUUUAACGCCGGCCUGCAUCAAGGCCGCCGCCGACAUGCUCACCAACUUGCAUCCGAACUACCAGGCCAUAGACCCGUGCGAGAACUUCGACUUAUACGCCUGUGGCGGAUACCCCGCUAGAUUUCCAAAUGCCCUGCCCGAGAGCACCCUAGGCCAGCAGGUUGAAAAGAAUCAGUAUGUACUGAGAAACAUCCUCGAAAGCCCUUACCCCGGCACAAGUGAUGGCAUUCCCGACCCUGACGAUGAAUAUAUCUUCAAGCAGAUGGUAUCAGAGUACAAUGCCUGCAUGGACGCUGAUGCAAUCGAGGUCUCGGGCCUAGCGGGCGUUCCUGAUAUCAUCAGUCAGAUCGUCACUCUGUUCCCGGUCGACGAAGACGACUACACGUCCAACGCCACCAUCACGACGGAGGAGGACUACGACAAUCUGGCGAGGACAUUGGUGUAUCUCAACUCGGUCGGUGCGCCGGGCCUCGGGCUAUACUCCUCUGAUAUUGACUCUCAGAACCCUGACUUCCUGGUCCCCUACAUUCAAGCAACUGUGGAGCUUGGGAGUGUAGCCGCACUCAAUGCCACAGAAAUCACGGCGAACUUAGUUAAUCUGUUGCCGAGUCAGGCAGCUCUGGAUGCUAUAGACCAUCUAUCUCAGGGCAUUCUCGACUUCGCCCUGGCUAUGGCACCCGCGGUAGAGGCAGUCGAUGAAUCAGAUAUUGAAGCACUCUAUUUCACUACCACGAUAGCCAGUGUUACAAAAGAGAUGCCAGCGCUUGUCAUCGACAAAAUUAUUCAGCAGAUAGUACCACCGGACUACAAAGCGGACCGCAUCCGCCUUGCCUUUCCUGAAUUCUGGUCGAACCUGUCACCACUGCUUGCGAACACGCCGAAGUCCACGCUGCAGACUCUGUUGAUCGCACUGACAUAUGUAUCAUAUGCUCCAUAUGUGGCAGAUUCUACGACAACAGGCGAAGACCGCUUCGAUACCUGCUUUAACGUCCUCGACCUCGAGGGUCUCGCGUGGACACUAAGCAAGUUCUUCGUAGACGUGGCGUACGACAACGAAGCCCGCGAGUUCUCCAGCGCCCUCGUGACCCGGAUCCGCGAGACCUUCACCGAGCGGCUCGACCAGCUCGACUGGAUGGACGACGCCACGCGGGCGCUGGCCAAGCAGAAAGUCGCGAACAUCGACCAGAAAAUCGGGUAUUCCGAGACUGACCCGAACGCCCGCAACGUCACCGCGCUGCGCGAGUACUACGCCGGCGUCAAUAUGACAACCUCACACUUCAACAACACCCUCUCCCUGCGCACCUGGGCCACCAACCACACCCUCUCCCUCCUCAGCUCCGGGGCACACGCCCCCCGUUCCGCCUGGUCCGCGCAGUCGCGCGCCUACACAACCAACGCCAACUACCACGGCGACACCAACGACAUCACGGUCCCCGCGGGGAUCUCGCAGCGCCCGCUCCUCGACCCGGCCGUGCCGGCCGUGCUGUCCUACGCGCGCUUCGCCUUCAUCGCCGGCCACGAGCUCACGCACGGCUUCGACACCAACGGCCGGCUGUUCGACCCGGAACGCCGGCAGCGGAAUUGGUACACGCCCUCUACUUUAAGGGCAUUUGAGGAGCGGACGGAGUGUUUCGUUCAUCUGUACAAUAACAUGACCCUCCUCGACGACGCCGGCUUGCCCAUCGUCGACCCCACCACCACCUCCACCACCCCCUCAUCCUUUCCCCUUGCGGCCACUAUCAACGGCACCCUAACCCUCGCCGAGAACCUCGCCGACGCGGGCGGGUUAACACUAGCGCACGCAGCAUGGCGGCGCCACGAGGAGGCCACCGCCGCCACCACCCGCGCCUCAAAGCCGCUGCCCGGACUCAAUAACAACGGAGGAGGGCCCUUCUCGGACGACCAGGUCUUCUUCCUGGGGUACGCGCAGAACUGGUGCGACAAGACGACGGCGGCCGCCGCGCUGCAGGGACUCGGGACGGACAACCACGCGCCGGGCUUUGCGCGGAUCCUGGGCCCGGUGGCGGGCUCGCAGGCGUUUCGGGAGGCUUUUGGGUGUGCCGUGAGGGAGCCGGCUUGUGUGCUUUGGUGA
This is a messenger RNA of Anthostomella pinea, 2112 nucleotides long. The record is from the annotation of a GenBank genome assembly. NCBI's taxonomy places the organism in Eukaryota, Fungi, Ascomycota, Sordariomycetes, Xylariales, Xylariaceae.